Osmia bicornis bicornis is the source of this 8919-nucleotide messenger RNA. It is a transcript of the gene Myc, whose product is annotated as tRNA dimethylallyltransferase. The record is from RefSeq and is a predicted model, not a curated record. Gene Ontology annotation, biological process: tRNA modification; regulation of transcription by RNA polymerase II. Lineage: Eukaryota; Metazoa; Arthropoda; Insecta; Hymenoptera; Megachilidae. Gene Ontology annotation, cellular component: mitochondrion. The transcript has 3 exons. Gene Ontology annotation, molecular function: zinc ion binding; protein dimerization activity; RNA polymerase II cis-regulatory region sequence-specific DNA binding. The coding region runs from base 552 to 1937 and encodes 461 amino acids.
UUAGUUUAGUCGCCUCUAACCGGCCUUAAAGUAAAGUACGGGUCGCCGCCGAUCACCGUGCGCGUGCACGAGACAGAGUUAGAGCCACCGGUUUGUCGUACAGAUCGUGCCGAGAAUGAAAUUCUUUCUUUGCUUGGUCAAAUACAACAGCAACAGUAGUAUUUCUUUAUUGAAUAGUCUCGAUAAUAGAAAACGGCUAGAACGUUUAUGGCCGAACGACAGUAGUACCGGCGGCUGUAUCGCCUGAACGGAUAUAUAUUUUUCAUCACGACAUUUUUCCACGGUUAGUUUAUUUCAAUUACAAUACAACGUGGGAACGGGCGUCCGUGGAUGAAAGAAAGUGCGUUUUAGUGACGUGUAUCAACCCACUCGUUCGAGACCGAUCGAACAUAAUUUAGCCGCAUCAGAAUUGUAGAGAAAAUAGGCGGGACGCGCCUUUAUCCGCAUAUCGGUUCAGUUUCGAGCGCGAGAUUCGAACUCGUGUCAAAGUGUGCUCCACAGUGGAUACUAUUUCUCUUUUGGCUUACAACACGAAGUGGCUGACAGGCGAAAUGCCGGUGCCAGUUUGGGAUUGCUCUGACCUGGGCCUGUUGGACGAGCCCCUGGACACCGCCACCGUGGUGUCCGACGACAUAUGGAAGAAGUUCGAUUUGGACUUCCCCUUGGACCGAGUUGACGCCUACUCGGACAUCUACCACGAGCGUACCUUCGAUGACGGUGUCCUGCCGGACCUGCUGUACAACAAGAUGACCUGUCUGGCGUCACGCGAGAUUCGUCAUCACGAUUGCAUGUGGGCUGGACUGUGCAUAAGUAAAGAGCACAAUAGGACGUUACCCGCGAAAAAGGACUCGCUGAUACAAAAGAAGAUCCCGGCUGGACGAAGUCUUUUGAUAUCUCGUGCCAGUGCCGCUCAAACGGGGGGAACAUCUUUGCCAACGUGCCAGCAACAAGCCCAGCAAACGUGCCGCGCGAAAAAUCUGGAGAGCGACGGCGAUUCCACGAGGCCGGAAACACCUCAAACUUCGAGUUCCGACACGGAAACCGAAGAAGAGGCACCAUCUUUCAGACACGACCAGAUCAACCUACACGACCAGAUCAACCUAACCGAGAAACUCUAUGAGUGCAUGCCGGAGGUGGUUACAAAGGCUGUGCCAGUGAGCGAGGUCACCGGUCAACUGGCCAGGUUCCAUGACAGGAGAAAAGAAGACGAGAGUCAGUGUCAAGUGCACAGGGAAACCAAUAUCAGGAACACUCUCAGCGACCAUUGCUACCACAUCCAUCAGCCGGUCUCUAAGAACUUGGAACACCUCGGCGUGCAGACACCUUCUGAUUCUGAGGAGGAAGAGAUCGAUGUAGUGACAUUCGAGAAACCGUGCAGACCAGCAGCGUUACCGACCUACCCGAACUUCGUCGACCAGCAGCAUUUCCAAUUGACAGUGAACACCGCAUUUAAAAAGACACCGCGACCACGAGGUAGGCCUCCGUCGAAUCCGGCUAGGAAACGAACCGCGCAACCGGAACAGAAACCGGCUAAACGCGCGCGUCAAAGAACAUACACGAGGAGAAGCAACCCGGUACGAUGUAUGACAACACCCUCGCCUCCGAUGAAGAUGAACACAUCAGUCUCGUCGGCCUCGAGAAGUUCGUCGGAGGACGAGUUAGACACGGAGAAGCGAAGUUUGCACAACAACAUGGAACGACAAAGGCGGAUAGAACUGCGAAACGCUUUCGAGGAGUUACGCAUUCUCGUGCCAGCGAUCGAGUCGAAGGAGAAGGCACCGAAAGUCGCGAUCUUGAGGCAAGCGGGUAUGUACUGUGAUAUGCUGACCGAGCUUGACCAGAGCACCGUGGCCAAGGUGAUGGACCUUAGAAAACGACAGGAGAAGCUCCGAGCAAGACUCAGUCAACUACGAAGGAGUCUCGCCAUGACGCGUUGAGGGAGAGACUCGAACAUUCGUAUGAAAUAUCACCGAACGUGUUAAAAUCGCGUUCGGUCGGUUUCAGAAUUCAAUUUUUAAUCGACAGCUCCCAAUAACUGUCCCACUCGAUGUUUCGAGACGAGAUUUUGUGGAAAUGUCCGGCGGGAAGAUCGCCGCGGCACGAGGGAUGGCUUUAAACAGAGCGUGUUGAAGAUAUACAGGGAGAACGUGUAAGAACCUUGAUAUCCCAUAGAACAGAAACGCCAUGGUUACGGUUCUGUGGUGCACAGGACCGAGUAAAUACUACACUUACUUAGUGUUGACAGAAUUCAUCGAUUCGUUAAAGAACAAUUAUUUAGAUACCGAGUUUAGUUUGGUUCGAAGAGAAAAGGGUAGAACUGGCGCGAUCGGUGGAAGAAAUCGAAGAGGCUGACGAAGAAUUUUGAAGAAGUUUUAUAUACCAUGUAUAUUUGUGAUUUCAUCGAAUAACAAGCAAUGUUAAAGAUGAAGGGAUUAGAGCUGGAUCGCUUUUCGACGAGUUAACGAGGUAUCGGUAAAAGAUGCAGAACUGAGUUCAGCUAGAUAAAGGAAGAAGUGUAUCGACAAUAGAUUUCAAAUUUUUUCUUUACCGGUAUUUAGAGACGUACAAAGAAAGUUCGCGGUAAAAUGCACUGUGAGAGGAAAAGGAAAUCGUGAAAAUCGGUUCGAAUAAAGUCAGUUCUAUUUUUAUUGUUAAAAUUCUUGAUCAGUGUCAUCUUAUCGCGUAGAUUAUCGACGAUGACCGGUUCCGUCGAGCUUGGGAAUGGAAGUGUCGUAUAUAUUUUCGAGAAAAUGUAUUUGCAGCCAAUUGAAACGAUAUACAAAUCGUUCGAGGGGAUCAAGAACAAGAACGAAAUCGAUUUGUUAUUUUAUUACACAGCUUCCAUUUUUUUUUUUAUACUCGCUUUGAUUGCAUUCUAACAAACUUUUAUUGAAACACGUUGAAAUUAAUUCAAGAAAAAACAAGACUAAGUUUAAGACGGUGGUUAUAAUAAUAAACCUGAAUAGUUUUAUUUGAUUCGAAUCGUUCGAUCUCAGACCUGCUUGAAUAUCGUUGGCAAAGUGAAACUUAUGCAUAGAUAAGAGGAAACGGGUCUUAUCAUAACGUUAUCUAACAUUAGUAUCGCCAGCUACCAACUAAAACUAGUCUUAGGAUGUGUAUCAAAGCUGAACCGGUUUAUAAGUACAUUUUUCUUUCAGAAAAGGAAAAAGGUGAAAGAAAAGAAGAGAGGAAAGGCGUGCAUACAGAUUUCGAUCGUCAAUGGGGUGGUUCUUUUUCCAAAACUUGUACCAGUAAUUACCGGUAGAAAGAAAGUUGUUUCGGUUUUAGAUCGAAUCAUUGGACUGGAAGAGUUGGCCCCGUAUUCUGGUCGAACAGGUUACUGUUCUCGUUGCGGUUACAACAAUAUGCUUUUCCAUGACGAACCAGUAAAUUGAAAAAAAAAAAAAAAAAGUUUUGGAAAUUGAAUUCACAAAUAUUAUGUAACUCUUGCAAUUCUUACAGCACUUUAUCAUAUUCGAAACUUCCAAAGGUUGUAGACGUUUUAAGAUUCAAAAGUAGAGCUUUUAUUUUUUGCUCCCUAUUCGAGAAAUAAGAAAAUUAAUUCUUUCUUUUUAUUUUCGAUUCAUUGAAUCGAGCAAUUCAAUGUUUGAUAGCGAACAUUAACAAGCUACGGUGAAGCAACAAUAUCCAUUCUCAAAUCUCUCCUUUAUUGACUUCCAUUGUUCUCUCCAUUGAAAUCUAGCGUUGUAGUUACUAGUAAUUGUUUAUCGAUUGAUUGAUGAUCGCUGUGCGAUCUGUACGUUCUGACGUGUUACACAUCUUCGAUAGAAUGCAUCGAUGCAUCCGGUACUGAUUAUUUUCUGGAAACCUUGGUAUAUGUAUAGUCGUGGCAACGAUAUAGGUGAGUAUACCUGGGUUCAGAAACAUAGAGCAGAUGAUAAUCUCAUUAAAAUGAUCAAAUAACUACGCUUAACCCUUCUUUGAAUAGAUGGUUUUCUAAGACCAUUAUUUCGUUUAAGUGUAGCGCAGCUAGAAAUUUCGCCAUUACUGCCAAGAUAUCCACAAUUAUUUCAAUUCCAUACAAUUUUGUAAGUCGAUGUUCAUUUUUGACUUCCCUAUAUCGUAGCCACGACUGUGCACCAAAUAGCGCAGUAGUCAUAAACGCAUAGGUAGAAACAAUUUGCAUUUAGUACACAAAUAUACACGUCCAGAAAUUUGGUCGCGAAUGUUUGGAUCUUCCUCCCGCUCAGUCCCUUUUUUUUUUUUAGAUCGUUUCGAUAGACAAUUUAAAGUCAAAGUUCUUUCGUCUGUCUUCUUCCUAGUUCUUCAUUCUGAGGUGCGACAAACUGAAUGACAUGUCAUUAGAAAGCUAGUUUUCGCCCUUUAACGAGCGCCUCCGUUCCCUUCCUUUUACUUAAUUCUUAUUUUUUAAUUUGUUUUUCUCUCUCUUUUUUUAAUGGGUGCAAUAAGGUAAGGUGGUAUGAAAAAGCCUUCGUAACGGACCAUUAAUUUUGUUAUUGGAUGUACGUAGUUAGAAACAAAAGGAAGGCAAUGGAGCGGUGAAUUAUCGAGUAGGAGUAGGAUCGAACGAUUUUUUUUUACCAGUUAAGAUCGAUCCGAUUCCCGCGCUCGUUUUUUAGUUUUUUCUUUUUUUUUUCUCUCUCGUUAAGAAAGCUUUGAAUUCAUAGAUUAAAGGCGUAGAUCUCGUAAUUUUUUCAAGGAGAUAGGAUUUAUCCUCGGUUAUCUUCCUGGUAGUUUGUUCGUUAUGUACGAUAACGAUUGUGAGUCGACGAACGGUAACGCGGUUUUUUUUUUCUGAGAGAAAAAACCACAUUUUUUUCGUAAGGUCUACAGAGGCCUGGCUACGCUUUUAGACACGUGUAAGUAAUGUGUGUAUAUACACGUUAUUUAUACACACACACAUAUAUAUAUUGAAAAUUAUAUACACAAACAUACGCAUGAAUCUGUGAGAGUAUGAGGUGAGAGAAAGGGAAAGUAUGAAAAGAUAAUAACGCUACUAAUUACUGACCUUUAGCAUUAUUACUACUAUUAUGAUUACGAUUACACUUAUUAUUAUUGAUUAUUAUUAAUAUUUCUCAUUAUCACCAUUAUUAUAUGUAUUUUUAUUGUUACAAAUUUCUUAGCAUUUCAUUGCUACGAUAUAACGGAUUCUUAGUAAACUUUAACACGACGGAACUGAUCGUUCGCGUAUGGACGAACGAUUACGAACGCGAUUAUAUAUUCAUAUAUAAACGGUUUAAAAGAUCGAUAAAAGAUAGGGAUUAUAUUAUAUUAUAUUAUGAUAAAAACAAAAAUAUAUAUAUAUAUAUAUAUAUAAAUAUGUCUAUGUAUAUUUGUAAUACGAUAGAGAAGAGACAGACGCGCAUGUGAAAAACGUCGUCGUCGCAGCCGAUCGUAGAAAGAAAGAAAGAAAGAAAAUGAAAAAUCUGAUUUGUCGAAGACGCGAAAGGAGAUGUUGCGGGUGCCCUCGCGAAAGGAAAUAAAAGGCAAAAUAAUGUGUUCAUUACAUUUGUAGGUAACAGUAUUCGUUUAUAUACACACUUUUUACGGGCUAUUGAAAGAAACAGAAAAAUAAAAAAAAGUAAAAAGAAUAGAAAUUAGAAGGUACGACCUUCUGGGUGACAAGCUAUUUAAUACACAGACACACGCGUUAAAUAUAUAUAUAUAUACAUAUAUUAUAAAUACACAUACACACGAACUAUAGAGAUAUGUAAAUCGCAUUAAGGUACACUCGCAUAUGUAUGACGCAUGAGAGCUGAACGUAUAUCGAGAGGGGUGAUAGAGAAAAGAAUGCAUGCUCGACGGUGCUAGACGAAAAUUAAAGAGGGAUUGGAAAGUUGCACAGGGGAGAAAAGAGUAGAUUGUGCAGCACGAGAUGCAAAGGAGCAAAGAGAUUGGACUGGGAAUCGGUUACGGGAUCGAAAGCAGCAAUGCACGUGCAUCCAGAAAUAAUGUCUCGAUGUAUUUGUCGUUCCUUGCCGUCGUAUAAUACACAUAUGUAUGCGUUAUAUACAGGGUGUCCCAUAAACUUAAACUAUUUCAAAGUAAAUAAAAAAAGUUAUAUACCACUUGUCAAUCUGCUGCUUCGAUUUCGAGAUACACGCGAUUAAAAAUUGAGGGUAUAGUUAGCCGCAGAAAUAUAGCAAAUAUUUAAUAUUUGGAAUAUUUUGAAUGAUUUUUUUCUAUUUAUUUUGACCGGGAAUUUCUGCAGUCUUCAAGCUCUGUAUAAUCUUUUUUUAGGACACCCUGUAUAUUACACACGUGCACCACACAUAUACACGCAGAAAAUGGACAAAUUGCAUACAAUAUACGCGCUUGUACGGAUACAAAUUAAUUAAAGACUAAAUCGACGACACGACGAAACCUGAAUCGCAACACAAGUGCUUCAAAUUUAUAUAAGUACAUACGUAUAAUCGCAGUAGUAAUGCAGUUCGGAACACGGGUGGAAUACAUUUUCGGGUAGUAGAAGGAGGAAGGGGGUGGAUUCAAAGCGGGAACGUUGAGAAGUUCGUUCGAAGGGUAGUCGAGAAGGGCCUUGACAGAAAGUUUCUUCUUUAAUUCGUCCUUAAUUGGUCGAAUCACGAUGUAAUAUCUUUUGAUCGUACACAGAGAGAGAGAGAAGGGUCCUUAUCGUACCUUUUCAAACGCGAACCUUCGAAACAAGUAUCCGCGAUAAGAAUGUCGAAGUUAACGUCCGUUUUAUCGAAAUUAUUCAAAGACCGCGAAACAACCUGGAAUCCAUUUAAAAAACGUAAAAAUUUCGAAACAGCUCAGCCUGUAUGCGCUUUAAAUUAUAAAUAGACAUAUAGAAGGUUUAUUAAUUAUUAAAAAAAAAAAAGUAUCAUUAAGCGAAAUAUUCGAAUACCAAAUGAUGCACAAAUACCUUGAAAAAGAAUGAACCAGAAAAGGAAUGUUUCGACGUUCUUACAUCCGCGAUUUUCUAGACGUAGUUCUUGUUAUAUUUUUGACAGAUUUUUUAUACAUUUAACCCUUGCAAUUGAUAGAGGAUAUUGAAAAAGAGUGCGAUUCUAGGAGCUAUUGUUACUCACAGGAGAAAGCAAAACGAGUGCGCGUAUGUUUAACGAAUCCAUAUAAUAUUUAACAAAAAAAAAAAAAAAAAGAAACGAAACACUGAAAUGAAACGAAAAGACUAAAGGUAAAAAAAAGAGAGAAAUGUUUUUUAUAAGACGAAGAAACUCGCAUUUUCGACGCAUCAGGUUUACUUAAGAAAAUAAAAACCAACAUGUACUGUUCACAUACUCAGGAAACUAAGUGGCGCCUUAAUUUUUAACUUUAAAUUCGGUCUCGGUGUAUACCUUCUCGCGUACGAUAUCUGUAUUUUAUUCUGUACAUAAGAAAAACAAUGAUAAAAAGAGAGAUAGAGUAAAUAUAAACGUUUCUCUUCCUCUUCGCGAUAACAUUCUAUCGCAGGGACUCGCGUUGUACAUUAAUUUUUCUUUUUUUUUUUAAUUUCGUUCCAACGCGCGAGUCGCUGCCGAUCGAUUGAGAAAAUAAAUGAAAAAUUAAAAAAAAAAAAUAUAUCGACCACGUUUCAAAGUUCUUCCGUGUUUUUAAUGACGAAAGAAAAAAACUCGACGAUAUAUAUAUAUUAAUAUAUAAUAAUACAUACCUCGCAAUAGAUUUCGCCUUCUUGAAAUGGUAGUCUUCUGUUUACGCUAAAUAAUAAUAACAUAGUAAACCUCGUUUAACCGUUCUUUCUAUUAUGUUUUUUUUUCCUUUUCUUUUUGUUCACUCGCUCGUGUGUCCGACCUGUGAGUUCUCUGUAUCGUGCCAAAUCAAGAGAGAAGGAAAGAUAGGUCGAGAGAAAGAGUGAGGAACCAUAGUUACGGAUUUAUCCGAGCGUUAUUUAGUCGAAUUUAGUCUAUGAUAGUAGAAUUUCAAUUUAUGAUAGUAGAAAUUCUAUGAUAGUAGUUUUCGAAUAGAAAUUCGUUUUUCUUUUAUUUAUCUUUAUUAGUUCAAAAAGGACACCCUCUAUGGGGGAUGAUUCUUUUUGAAUAAGCAUUUGUUUUCUUCUUCUCUUUUCCUUACUCUUUUAUUCUUUAUUUUUCUCACUGUUUUUUUCUUUUUUCUUUUUAUUUUUCCUUUCGAUUGACUGGAAUGUGUUUAGGCCUUCUCUCGACAAAGACAUUUCUUCGAAAAUUGCUCAGAGAAUAACCUUGAUUGACGGAUCGCAGGAACGUAUCCUCUUUUCUUAUUCCUUUUUUGUUGUUGUUUCUGAUUGUUUUUGCUAGAUAAUUUUCACCUGGUACGUCCACGCAACGCUAUUUUAUCCUAGGAAUUCUCGUCUGGAACGAUAGCCUGCAAGGUACGCGUUAAUUUGAGGCUUUCGGAACGGGGAAUCAAUUUUCCCUCGUUCCCCCCUUUUUUCUUAUAUAUAUAUGUAUAUGUAAGUAGUAUAUUAAAAAGAAUAUAUAUUAUAUGCAAUUUUUGUGAUUUUGCAUAAAGGAUAUUUGCGCGUGCACGCGUGCGGUCGGGAUUUAUCGUUGCGAAGCAUUGGGGGCGAAUUUUUAUGCGAAUUUUCGACAGCGUGCGAGGACAACUAGGGGUAGCUUUAACUCUUAAGCAUAAUAUUAAAUGUUUCUCGUCAGACUCCUACAUAUCGUUUUUGGUUUUUUAACGAACCUGUUUUUAGAAACAGAAAAUAAAGAAAACGGGCUGUAAGCGAGAAGAGAAAUGUAUGAAAAUGAUGAAAAGGGGGGGGGGUGAGAUGUGACGAAGUUACGUUUUUACUGGUUGUUAAAUAUUUUAAGAGAGACAAAUUUUGUUGUACACCAAAAGCGUUAGAGGAGAAAAAUUCUACACGUUCCUACGAUCCAUCAACGGUUCUGAAGAGUGUAAACGUACCUGCUAGCGACAUAGACAUUAAAUAUAAUAAUCAUAGUUACUGUGUAAAGAACAUAGAGGCGGUUUAAAGAA